Molecule: messenger RNA, 2374 nt
Organism: Pocillopora damicornis (cauliflower coral)
Lineage: Eukaryota; Metazoa; Cnidaria; Anthozoa; Scleractinia; Pocilloporidae
Product: anaphase-promoting complex subunit 7
Biological process (GO): protein ubiquitination; positive regulation of mitotic metaphase/anaphase transition; cell division
Cellular component (GO): anaphase-promoting complex
Molecular function (GO): protein binding
Source: RefSeq, a predicted model, not a curated record
UCCCGCGUAGUUCAAAUGUUAUUGCAAUUUUGUAAAAAAUAAGCAGUUUACAAUUUGCGGUUUUCUUUCACUAAAAUCCCCGCGAUCAUCUCAGAAUUGAACGUUGUAGUAUCGCCAAAGAAAUUUUUGGACAGAAUAAGUUAAAUGGCAGUGCCGCUAGAUCAGGUGAAAGCUCUGCAUGAAGCUGGGCUGUUUUCGAGCUCUAGGAUGUUGGCAAAUUUUUUGUUGUCUGCAACUGAGCAUAGCAAUCAGGAUAAAUAUGAUCUAAGUCAUAUGGUUAACAAGUACCAACUGUUGGUGUAUCUAGCUGAUUCAUUGUUUGAUGAUGAGCAAUACAAAAGAGCAGAGCAAUUUUACACCAGAGCUUUACAAUUGAAGAAAACUAUCAUCAAGCACAAACCAAAAGCAAGUCCACCCUUGGGUUUGUUGUCAGAGGUUGAAGUAAAAUACAAAAUGUCACAGUGUUAUUUACGUCUCAAGGAACACAAAGAAGCAACAACAAUACUGGAAGGGAUAUCCCAGAAACAAAGAUCACCAAAGAUAAAUAUGUCUCUGGCUAAACUGUAUCAAAGACAAGGCAUGGAGAGGUCUGCUAUUUCAUGUUACAAGGAAGUUUUGAGGGUGUGUCCUCUAGCUCUUGACGCUGUGAUUGGCUUGUUAUCGUUGGGUGUUCCUGGCUCUGAAGUAACUUCGCUUACUGCCUCAUCAACUCCAGGGAUGGACUGGCUGGGUUCAUGGAUAAAGGCACAAGUGUUAGCAGCGUCAGGGAAGCAUGCAAAGGGGGCUCAAGCACUGAAGAGCUUGGAAACACAGAGCUUGCGUGAUAAUGUGGAAUUACUUUGUAAUGCUGCAGAGAUGUUUUACAAUGCUGGAGAUUACAAAAAUGCAAAGUCUUUCUUCCAAAGGGCUCAUUCACUGGACCCAUUUACUGUCCAAGGUAUGGACAUUUAUGCAUUUUUGCUGUCACAGAGUGGAUGCAGUGACAGUGACAGGCUGGAGAAGUUAGCUAAAGACUUGAUUCAAGUGACACAACUUAAACCAGAGCCAUGGAUUGCAAUGGGCCAUUUUUGCAAUGCUACAAACCGAGAGCCCAGAACUGUCUACUUUGCAGAGAAGGCUCACACUAUCGACAGUCGUAACGUACAAGCACUUGUUUUGAAAGCGAGUUUAUUACAAGCGUUGGAGAAGCAACAGGAGUCCCUGCUGCAUUUCCGCGAGGCAGUGAAGCUGGCUCCGUGGAACUUUGAAGCACAGAAAGGUCUUGUUGAGUGUUACAUGUCUGCAAAACGACAUAAGGAAGCGUUAGCCGUGGCAAAGAACGCCCACAAGACUUUAGGAGCCAAUCCACGGACGUUAACCCUUUAUGCUUCAGUUAUGGCUCAUGAACCGUCUCAAUACGAUAAGGCCACAAGUAUGCUGGAAAAAAGUUUGGCUCAAGACGAUACUUAUACAGAUGCUGUAUGUCUGUUGGCGGAAAUCAUGGGCAAGAAGCAGGAAUACGACAAGGCUAUUGCUCUUUUACGUAAACACAUGAGUCACGACCGUACAGCGCGACUGCACCAGCUGUUGGGAGAUUAUUUAGCUCUGACAAAUAAUUAUCAGGAGGCACUGGACCAAUACACACAGGCACUGAGCAUGAAUCCCGGGGAUAGUAAAGCGAUAGAAGGAAUGCAAAAUGUCGAAAGAGCAAAUGGGGGAGAAAUGGAACACGACAGUGGAGAUGAGGCCGAGGAAACAAACGGUGGAGUCAGUUUAGAAGAGGAGGAUAUUGAAGAUGAAGAGCCAUGGGCGCCACAAGAUAUUCGUGGAGCGCUUUUCUGAUGCACCAUGUCCUUCAAGCAUUUGUUCUCCUUAGAGUGUGAAAAUUUUUUCCGUUGUCUAAAAUAGAUUUUGCCAUCUUUAAAUAAAUACAUCUAGAAAAGUAUUGCCCCAGCAAAAUUGGAUUUCAUGGCUUUUUUUUCAGGGCACGAAAAUUUUGGCAUGUAUUUUUUAGUGAACACGAAGGGAAGGUUUCGUUCGUUUUUAAAACUGUGAAAACAAGUGAAAACAAAAUAAUAACAACAACGAUAACAGUUAAAGGUGAUAGAUCUUUUAUAAAAAGGAAAACGAACCAUUACCCCUUCUCCCUGACGAACCGCCUUAUUUUGCUCAACCAUUUUAAACCUAAGAUUGGUAUUCACAUUUUCCACACUGUUCUCUACACAUUUUCUAUGAUACUGACAAGGAGAAUUUGUUUGACAAUCAGGAGCUUCUUAAAGUGGUCAUCUUUUCUUAUAUUCGGUUGAACUUUACAUUUGAUACAAGGAGGCUGCUGCCCGCGUAAGGAGAAAGUAGAAGCCAGACACUUUUGUGGAUUAAAGGGUUAAAAACUUAA